Molecule: messenger RNA, 1265 nt
Organism: Sinocyclocheilus anshuiensis
Lineage: Eukaryota; Metazoa; Chordata; Actinopteri; Cypriniformes; Cyprinidae
Product: lysine-specific demethylase 2A-like
Exons: 4
Coding region: 1-546 (181 amino acids)
Molecular function (GO): protein binding
Source: RefSeq, a predicted model, not a curated record
AUGGACGCGGAUCAGUCUGAGCCGCUGCCGCUCUAUAAGUCCUCAGGCCCUCACGGGCAUCAUCAAACGGCAGCCUGUCACACUGGACCUCUCCUGGGCCAACAUCUCCAAGAAGCAGCUCAGCUGGCUCAUCAACCGCCUGCCAGACCAGCCAGUGACAACCGUUCCCAGAUGAAGAACAUGCAGUGCUUGUGGCUGUGCGGUCUGGAGGUGACCGAAGCCACGCUGAGGCUGAUCAUCAGACACAUGCCUCUGCUCACUCGUCUGGAGCUCUCGCAUUGUCCCAUCACAGAUGGUGCUCUCAACCUCCUCAGCGCCGUGGGCUCCUCCACACGCAACACACUCACACACCUCAACUUAGCAGGUUGCAGCCGCCUGACAGACCGGUGUCUGGUGUACCUGCGGCGCUUGUCCUGUCUCUCCGUACUGGACCUGCGCGGCUGCAAAGGGGUCUCGCGGCAGGCGUGCGAAAGCUUUAUCUCCGAGCUGUCUGUCAAUGCCCUCUACUGCCUAUCAGAUGACAAGCUCAUCCAGAGGAUAUCGUAAAACCCGCCCUCCUCAGGGAGAGAGAGACUUUGUGAAUAUUUGUGUGACUGAGAAGGAACGCAGAGUCUGUCUGCAUGUGUGAGUGAUGGUUUCUGUAGGUCUGUAGGGAUGCUCUCUGUUUGACAGAGGACCGGGUUUCAUGUAUAGCGGCUUAGGAGGGAGGAGCUCGAAGCAUCCAGGGCUGAGCUUAUGUAUAAAUAGGUCUGGGUGAUGAGUAUCCUUUUGUAGUUAACUAUUUCUCUUUGUUCUGUGUUCACACAAACACUGCAAUUGGCAAUCAGAUCAGUUCUCAGGCCUGUCAUGCCAUGGGCUCUUCAAUUAAAGAGAUCAACAGGUGCUAUUCCUUUACAGUUUGAUUUCUAUUUCAGAGCAGCUUUCUGUCUGCUUUUAAAAACCUUUGCUUCUACUGCUGAACGAUACUCUAAUGCAUUGUCCAGAUCCUGUCAUCUUGAUGCAGAUCCAUUUAUCCUCAGUAGUGUGGAGGUUUUGCAUUGCAUUUCUUUUAUUUUUUUUUCCCACUCAUCCCCUUAAAUGUCAUUUUACUUGAGGAAUACCUUUUUGUUCUUAAUUCCUCUCCCUCCUUAAUACCUGAGAGUAUAGAGAUAUAUAAAUAUAUAAACACCCUUGUGUAAAUGUAUUCCUCUCCUGUAGUAUGACAGAAAGAAUCCUGUAGCAUUAUAAUUAUUUUCAGAAGCUUUUUCACUUUUUUUUUUUCUUUU